AUGGCUAUACCGACGCCAUGUGCGCUGGCUGGGAGAACAGGCUGGAAAUGCCCCAGCAUCUCGUUCAGCUUGUUCGCCCGCUCCUACUCAUACUUCCCUCCCGCAAGACGACGGACGCUUUUCCAGCAACGAAACGGGCGGGCGUUCCCCCAGCGUCAACAACAACAAUUCGCCACAUCACUAAGGCGGAGUCUCGAGGACGUUCAAGAGACAUCGGAUCCUCGCCAGCAAGAUCGGGUGAAUGAUGAGGUCGACGUGUGUAUUAUCGGCGGCGGCCCGGCUGGUCUCAGCGCAGCGAUUCGAUUAAAGCAGCUCGCCAACGAUGCAGGAAAUGAAGACUUCCGAGUCCUACUACUUGAAAAGGCUGGGGAAAUUGGCGCUCAUAUUCUCUCGGGCAAUGUCAUUGAACCCUCAGCAGUAAACGAGCUACUGCCGGAUUGGUUAUCAGACGACAAUGCAAACAGAUUUGACAAUGCCACACCUGCAAAGAAAGACUUUAUGCGCUUCUUGACCAAGAAUAGCGCCAUACCGAUUCCAGCGCCUCCACAGAUGAACAACCAUGGCAAUUACAUCAUCUCGUUAAAUCAGUUUUCCAAGUGGCUGAGUGAGCGUGCUGAGGACAUCGGGGUGGAAGUCUAUCCGGGGUUUGCAGCAAGCGAAGUGCUCUAUAACCAUGAUGGCGCCGUCAAAGGUGUAGCAACGAAUGAUGUAGGCAUAUCACGAAGUGGCGAGCCAAAGCCAAGCUUUGAGAGAGGGAUGGAAUUUCACGCACGUGUCACUCUUUUUGCCGAAGGCUGUCAUGGUAGCUUGACGAAGCAAGUGAUCAAGAAGUUUGACCUGAGAAGAGAUAGCCAGCCGCAGACAUAUGGUCUGGGCCUAAAGGAGGUAUGGGAGGUGCAACCGGAAAAGUUCAAAAAAGGAGAGGUUGUUCAUACUAUGGGCUAUCCUCUCCCAAAGGACACGUACGGUGGCGGUUGGCUCUACCACUUUGGCGAUAAUCUUGUCAGCCUGGGACUUGUCGUUGGCUUAGACUAUCCCAAUCCUUGGCUGGCCCCAUAUGGAGAGUUCCAAAAAAUGAAACAACACCCUACCUACAGAUCUGUCAUUGAAGGUGGCAAAUGCAUAUCUUACGGCGCUAGAGCACUCAACGAAGGGGGUUCCAAUCGAUACCCAAAUGGAACGCAUACAGCUAUGCGGUCAGGAAUGCUGGCAGCUGAGGCUUCUUAUGCAGCCUUGACCAAUAAUCCUCCAGGCGCUGGCUCGUCCGUCUUUCUAUAUGACUACGAGGAUAAGCUCCGCAACAGCAGGAUCUACGGUGGAAUCAUGUACUCUGGACUUGAGGCAUAUAUCUUCCGAGGCAGGACUCCUUGGACUUUGAAGCACAAGGAACCAGGUGACUAUGCCGCCACUAAGCCGGCGGCAAUUUCCCAAAAGAUCGAAUACGCCAAGCCAGAUGGUGAAGUCACCUUCGAUAUCUUGACAUCUGUCUCGAGGACAGGCACAAACCACGAAGAGGACCAGCCAUGUCAUCUCCAGGUGCAGGAUUGGAAGAAGCAUAAGAAUGAGAUGUGGCCUCGCUUUAAGGGCGUUGAAAACCGCUUUUGUCCUGCUGGCGUGUAUGAAUACGUGGAGGACGCAAAUGAAGAGCAUGGAGUGAGAUUUCAGAUCAACUCGCAAAACUGCAUACAUUGCAAGACCUGCGAUAUCAAAGCUCCAGCUCAAAAUAUAAAUUGGCAGACCCCUCAGGGAGGCGAAGGUCCGAAAUACGUGAUGACGUGA
Molecule: messenger RNA, 1779 nt
Organism: Bacidia gigantensis
Lineage: Eukaryota; Fungi; Ascomycota; Lecanoromycetes; Lecanorales; Ramalinaceae
Exons: 5
Coding region: 1-1779 (592 amino acids)
Biological process (GO): electron transport chain
Cellular component (GO): mitochondrial inner membrane
Molecular function (GO): iron-sulfur cluster binding; electron-transferring-flavoprotein dehydrogenase activity
Source: RefSeq, a predicted model, not a curated record